This is a messenger RNA of Dictyostelium purpureum, 1134 nucleotides long. RefSeq lists its product as uncharacterized. The record is from RefSeq and is a predicted model, not a curated record. The transcript has 2 exons. Gene Ontology annotation, biological process: transmembrane transport. NCBI's taxonomy places the organism in Eukaryota, Evosea, Eumycetozoa, Dictyosteliales, Dictyosteliaceae. The annotation marks the transcript as partial.
UAUUUGGUAUCAGGUUCUAUCGCAGGUGCCAUUUCCAGAAGUGCUACUGCUGGCUUUGAAAGAUUAACAAUUAUUCAACAAGUUCAGGGUAUGUCACAAAAUUUAACAAAAAAUUAUGUAGGAUGUAUGGGUGCUUUAAAGGAAAUGGUUAAAAGAGAGGGAUUCAAAUCUCUCUUUAAAGGAAAUGGGGCAAAUAUUGUUAAAGUCUCUCCAAACUCUGGUAUUCGUUUUUUAACUUACGAAUUUUGUAAGAAAAAGUUUUUAAAGGCAGAUAGUGAAAAGAUGACAGUUCCCCAAACAAUGUUUUCGGGUGCAAUGGCUGGUUUAACUUCAACAUUCUUUACAUACCCUCUUGAUGUUGUAAGAAUUAGACUAUCUCUUCAAGGUUCAUCACAAGGAGACUAUGCUGUUCAUAGAUACAAUGGUAUAACCCAUGGUUUUUAUAAAAUUUCAAAGGAAGAGGGUUUAAAAGGUUUAUACAAAGGUUUAGGUACCUCGAUAUUGAGUAUAGUACCAUGGGUUUCAAUAAGUUUUGCAACCUAUGAAGGUUUUAAAAUUAUUUCAAGAAAAACAAUUUUACCAAUGAUAAAUAAUCAAAUUAAAGAUGAUUAUAUUAACCCAGAAAAUAUAAAAUUAACAACUAUAACUAAUGACAAAGAAAGUAGUCAAUGUUCAUCCAAUGAUAAAAAUCAAAGCCUAAUCGACGAUGCCAAGAAGGGUGUAAAUAUGGUUUGCGAUUUUUUCUGUGGAGCAUUAAGUGGUGCUGUAACAAUGACAGUAUGUUAUCCACUUGAUGUUUUAAGAAGAAGAAUGAUGAUUCAAGGUAUUGGUGGAAAUAAAACUCUUUAUAAGAAUGGUUUUGAUGCUGCUAAAAAAAUCUAUACUAUGGAAGGAGCCAAGGCUUUUUAUCAUGGUAUUAUUCCAGCUUAUUUUAAAGUUGUACCAACGGUUGCAAUUUCAUUUGCCGUUUACGAAUUAUGUAAAGAACUAUUUGGUGAAAAUAUUCCUUCAGCUCCAACUUCAAAUAACGAUUAUAACAAUAAUAAUAAUAAUAAUAAUAAUAAUAAUAAUAAUAAUAGCAUAAUUAAUAAUAGUAGUUUUAAAAACGAUAAAAAUAUUAAGCUAAAACAAUAA